Molecule: messenger RNA, 3782 nt
Organism: Biomphalaria glabrata
Lineage: Eukaryota; Metazoa; Mollusca; Gastropoda; Planorbidae
Product: caspase-3-like
Exons: 7
Coding region: 185-1390 (401 amino acids)
Biological process (GO): apoptotic process; proteolysis
Cellular component (GO): cytoplasm
Source: RefSeq, a predicted model, not a curated record
UGAAAUCUAAUCUUUAGAUCUGAAGAUUCUAGAUCUAACAAUAACAUUAACUAGGUCUAGAGUCUAGAUCAAUAGAUCUAUAACUAAGUUUAAUUUAGUGACACUGACUGACUUCACUGACAGUUUAGACUUUAGUCUAAAAAUCCAAGUGUAACAAAUUAAUGUAAGUUUCUGAUCAACAAACAUGGGAAGUACACCAGAUGAGGGUUCUAGUGUAGAUGGUGAAGAACAACUUAAUGAUGAGCUUGAUGGUUUCCUCAGCGCAAUCAGAACAAAACUGAAAAAGUUUGCUUGUGGCUUCAGCUCUCUUUCUCCAACCACAUCACCCCCUGAGUCUGCAGACUUCUCCGGAAGAACUGCUUUAAACAGUUCCACUACAAAACUGAGGACUGUGAAAGUGAUGCUGGCUGAAGAAGACAGUGAUGUUUAUAACUUUGAUUAUCCAAAGAGAGGAUUAGCUCUUAUUGUCAACAAUGAAAACUUCAGUGCUUCUAAAGAUUUCAGCAAUAGGCUAGGCUCAGAUUAUGAUGCUAAAUCAUUAACAGACACAUUUAGCAGACUGGGAUUUGAGGUUAUGCUUGAAAAUAAUUUAACCUCGAAAAGAAUGGCCUUGUUAUUCCCUUUAGUUUCCAAAAACUAUGAUCAUUCAAACGCUGACUGCUUUGUGUGUGUAGUGCUGACCCAUGGAGAUCAGGCUUGGUUAGAAAGAGAAUACUGUAAGACCAAGGAAAGAUAUGACUUGUUGUUUGGGGUGGAUGGUAAUCCCAUAGCGACCAAAGCUGUAGUUGAAGCAUUCAAUGAUGAAAAUUGUCCAAAUUUGAAAGGCAAGCCCCGUAUGUUCUUUUUUCAGGCUUGCAGAGGCUCAAAACUUGAUGAUGGAACAGAUAUUCGAAUAGUCAGGGAUCAAUACACAUACAAUGGCACCUCUGUUUUGAGCAGCACUGCGUCCUCUACAGUUUCUGUUGAUGGAGCUGGUCAACUAGAGAGCACACAUGGCAUGGGAGAAACUGAUUCUAAACUUGAGACUUUCAGAGAUGUAGAGAAUGAUCAAAGUGAUGCCCCCCCUUGGUCUGUUAUGCGGAACAUCCCAGUCAGCCCCGCACCUUUGUACAAAGACUGUCUUGUUAUGUACGCUACACCUCCUGGUUAUUACGCCUGGAGGAGGAGAACUGGAGCUUGGUUUAUUCAGUCUCUUUGUAUGAUUCUAAGCCACUCUGGUCUUGGUGCCAUGUCCUUCCUCAAAGCCUUGGUGCUGGUCAGCAAGAAUGUAGCUUUUAAUUAUACGUCUGAUAACCCAGCGAAGCCAUCAAUGGAUGCUAAGAAAGUGGUGCCAGUCAUUCAGUCCAUGUUAGUCAAAGAUAUUUUUAUGACAGCCAAAAAGUUGAAGUAAAUGACCAUUAUAGUGUAUUUUCUUUUGUGUAAGUCUUUUGAGUUGUUCAAGUCUAACCUUUCUUCUUGGUAUCUUUGGUUAAUGCUAUAAUAAUGAACUUCCAUUGAAAUUUAAGAUCAAUCUAAAGCAACAUUGUAAUAAUGUUUUAUUGUCAUUAUUAAUUCCAACUAAAACUCAAGAAAUACAAACAACUAUCUCAAGGAAGUUCUAAAUCAAAUACAUUUUAGAAAGCCUAAAUGUCACUCAUUUAUUCAUUGUAAUCAAAACCAAUUUCAGUAAUGUUUCAGCUUUUCUCAAAUGUCUCUUUUACUAAAUGGCAUCCAAUUGUAUACCAGAAUGUAAUCUUAUAUUUUGAAUUGGCAAUUUUAUUGUUUGGCAAUAAGCUAGAUCUUCUCAACCUGGUGUUCUAAACUUGUAUAUCUUGGCAGUACUGGAAAUAACUUUGAAUCAAAACUAUUAGGACAUUUUUGUAUUCUAAUUUUAUAGCAAAACAAUUUAAUAAGCUUCUGUUUAUUUCCUUUUUCCAUCUUAUGUGCCAUUAUUGUCUGGUUUAUUGUAGUUUUUGUGAUGGAGAAAUGACAUUUCAAAAUAUUACAUGUUACAUUACAUGUGUUAAAUUUUAGUAUGUCAUGACAGAUAAUUACAAUAUCUCUAAAAGUCAAUUUUUUAAGCAAAAACUUGUGAAAAAAAUGCCUGAUAAGCUCUACUAAUAUUUCUUAUUAAAUAUUAAUGAUUCAAAUUUAAAAAAAAAUUGUUGGCAGCAGUCAGUAAAACAUGUAAAAAUUGUAUAUUAGCUAUUAAGUUGAAUGCACUAUGCAGGAAACAUUGUGAGAUGUGAAUGUAAAUUAGUUAAAUUACAGUUAUUUAUUUAUUUAUUCAUAUCACCUAGAUGUUACUGCAGCACUGAUUUUAUUAUAGAUAAUUGUAUAUAUAUUUGUUUUUGUUUUUUUUACACUGACUUUUUGUUGAUAUUAUAUUUUAUUGUGAGUUCUAUAGAUCACAAUAUUUUUAAAGUAUUUGUUUAAUUUUUGAAACACAAUUUUUUAAAAUUUUUUUUUUAGUUUCAAAUGAAACAUGAGGUAAACUAUAUUUUACUUUGUUAUAGCAAUACUUCUUAAUUUUUUUGUUUGAUUGGGGUACUUUAGUUUUUGAGUUAAUUAGUGACUCGGCUGUGUUCUGUAUUCAUUGCAAUUUUGUUUUUAUUUAUCAAGUUUUGUAACUGCCAUUUUUUUUUACUUGAUGUAGAGGACAUUGAAACAAUUUAUAUUACAAAAUUAGAAUCAGGGCUACUCAUUUCAUUAGACUUUCAUUAUUCAAUUCAAUGCAAUUUUUAGCUUUAAAAAAAAAAAUUCUUAGUAAUAUAAUUGAAUGAUUACUUUUGUAUUACUUGUUCAUUAGGUAUGUAUUAAAAUAAAGUACUGAAGAAAAUUGUUAAUGUUAUAACUCAGUUACAUUAAUAUACUUUAUGGGUCUUCUUUUGUGUUAAAUAGAUAUACUUUAUUGGUCUUCUUUGGUGUUACAUAAAUAUAUAUAUAUUUUAUGGGUCUCCUUUGGUGGGAUGAUAGUAAUCCCAAAUCAAAUAGACAGAAAUGUUGAAUUCUGUUAGUUGAGUAUGUGACCCAGCCUCAUAACCAUUUUGUCAUGAAGAUUUGAGGAUCAUAUUUUGAAAGAUCAGAGAAAAAAAAAAAAUUUCCAUCACUGUUUUAAUAUUUACUAUAUUUAAAAUCUCUUGCAACAAAUUUGUUGUAUUAUUGUUUAUUAUUAUUCACAUAAGUAAAAAAUUACUUUCUGUACUAUAUUUAUCUCAGUGUUUCUUUUUCAUUUGAAAUUGUUUUUCUUUAAUUGUCAAAUGUUGAUGGACCAAUGUUACCAAAUUAGAGUUUUGUAGAUUUUUAUCCUUUUCAUAAUAUAAAGAAACAGAGACUGUCAGCUUAAAGCCACAGAAAAAAAAAGCAAAGGUUCAUAUACAAUGCUGCUAGUUAAGUUGAUACACAUUCCACUCAUGUCUUAAAAGCUGCAGGCUAACAUGGUUAUACCUCACAAAUAAGUGUAGAGUGCAACAAGAUAGUCAUUAAUACUUCCUUACAGAUCUAGUGUGUGUUGUAGAGAAGGAACUAAUCUAUUUUUGUAGUACAAUUACUGUCUGUAUCCUAUUUUUAUUGCCUUAAUUUUUAAGGAUUAGUUCAUGGUUACCUUCUAAUCUUAAAAUUGUAUUCUCAUCAAAUGUAAAAACAUUUAUUUGUAUAGAUUAGUGCUUCACAGCAUAGUGUAAUUUCUUUUACAAAAAAAAAUGAGAUUUAAAAAUUUAAUGUUGGUUAUUAAUAAUUAACAUACAAGUAGAGAAAACAUUUUUCUUAAAAUAAAAGGUUUUGAAUAAAUGACAUUCAUGUUA